Molecule: messenger RNA, 1455 nt
Organism: Phalaenopsis equestris
Lineage: Eukaryota; Viridiplantae; Streptophyta; Magnoliopsida; Asparagales; Orchidaceae
Product: probable fructokinase-1
Exons: 4
Coding region: 213-1199 (328 amino acids)
Biological process (GO): fructose metabolic process
Cellular component (GO): cytosol
Molecular function (GO): fructokinase activity
Source: RefSeq, a predicted model, not a curated record
CCGGAAUGGCGAUUCCUAAAUAGAAAACUACAGGCGAAGCCCUCAGAACAUGGCGGAGAUUAAAAUGUCAACCAAGCCGAUGAUCUGUCGUCUACCCUAAAUUCUCUAUAUGAACCCAAAUCCAGGAGAAGGAGAAGGAGAAGGCCCCUUCCCUCCCUACAAUCUUCUCUUUCUCUCUCUCUCUCUCUCUCUUUCUGUCUAACGGCGGCGAUAUGGCUGUAAGCGGUGCCGAUGAUGAGGAUCAUCUGGUGGUUAGUUUUGGAGAGAUGCUGAUCGACUUCGUUCCGACGGUUUCAGGUGUAUCAUUGGCAGAGGCGCCGGGAUUCAUCAAGGCUCCGGGCGGCGCUCCGGCGAACGUCUCCAUCGCGGUUUCCCGUCUUGGAGGGCGCGCGGCCUUCAUGGGUAAGCUCGGCGACGAUGAGUUCGGCCGCAUGCUCGCCGCCAUCCUUCGCGACAACGGGGUGUCCGACUCCGGCGUCACAUUCGACGGUGGAGCCCGCACCGCCCUCGCUUUCGUCACCCUCCGAUCUGACGGCGACCGCGAGUUCAUGUUUUACCGAAACCCUAGCGCCGAUAUGCUUCUCACCCCCGAUGAACUCGAUCUAAAUCUUCUCCGCAGGGCAAAAGUGUUCCACUAUGGAUCUAUAAGUCUUAUAACAGAUCCAUGCAGAUCAGCUCAUUUAAAGGCCCUGGAGGUGGCUAAGGAGACUGGAUCACUUCUCUCUUAUGACCCAAAUCUCAGGCUGCCAUUGUGGCCCUCUGCGGCUGAAGCUAAGGAGCAAAUCUUGAGCAUCUGGGACCAGGCUGAUAUCAUUAAGAUCAGCGACGUCGAGCUCGAGUUCUUGACCGGCCAGGCUUCCGUGGAAGACGAAGCGGUCUUGAGCCUUUGGCAUCCGGGACUGAAGCUUCUGCUGGUCACUCUUGGUGAGAAGGGGUGCAAAUACUACACCAAGGAUUUUCGAGGGACCGUUAAUGCGUUUAGUGUGAAGCAAGUCGAUACCACCGGCGCCGGCGACGCGUUUGUCGGUGCCCUACUCAGCAAAGUAGUUCAGGAUAUGUCUGUAUUGCAGGAUGAGAAAAAAUUAAGGGAAGUGCUGAGAUUUGCAAAUGCUUGUGGAGCAAUCACCACCACCAAGAAAGGUGCAAUUCCUGCGCUGCCAAACCUUUCAGAAGCUCUGGCAUUCUUAGAAAAGCAAUAGAAGAGUUGCCCCUCCUUUUUUUACAUUUCUAUCAUUAUUUCUUUUGCAUUGUUUUAAUUUUUGUAUUCCAGAGAGAGUGAUAUGACACUUUACUUUGAUGUAGUAAUAAUUAAUGAUUGCUUUUUAUGCAAAUUGCAUGCAGUUGCACCCCCCACAAUUGAUGUAAUUUGUAUGAUCUAUUGGGCUUUAAUAAUAAAUUCCUUGCAAACUCCAUGCAAUUCCAUGCAAUUCAGCUUCAACUUGUGAAGGAUGAAGA